GCGCGCAUGGUGGAGUCUUGAGCCAUGGAGCCGGGUCAGUUUCAGUGUGUGUAGGACCCGAGGGAGAUUUUAUUUUAACAAUGAGACUCACCGGCAUUUUACUGUAAACACUGUAACGACGAAACAAGGAUCUGGAAACGUAAGAGACAGCCGCUUUACACACGUGCGCUGCUGCAUCCUACAUUGUGUGACAGAAUCAUGCAGGUGUCUGUGAGGAGGCUGGCGCUGCACCCGCUGGCUUUGGCCCAGUGUGGACGACUCGGGGGUGCUGUCCCGAGACCUGCACCCCGCCUUCUGAUCCCCGGCACGCGCACACUGUUCAGUGACACGGGAGUAUGGGAGAAGGACUAUCGAACAGAAACGAGACGAAAAGUAGAGCAGUGGUGGCACCCUCGCAUCAUGGAGCAGUGGCGGAGGGACACGCUGGAGGAGGGUUCCCGCAGGAAGAAGUUUUAUGUCCUCUCCAUGUUUCCAUACCCAUCGGGGCGCCUCCACAUGGGCCAUGUGCGUGUGUACACCAUCAGUGACACGAUUGGCCACUUCCAGAGAAUGAGAGGGCAUCAGGUGCUGAACCCGAUGGGCUGGGAUGCCUUUGGACUUCCAGCAGAGAACGCAGCCAUUGAGAGAGGUCUCGACCCAGAGGAAUGGACUAAAAGUAACAUCCAGGCCAUGCGGGAGCAGCUAGACAGCCUGGGGCUUUGCUUUAACUGGGACCGGGAAGUGACCACUUGUCUUCCGGACUACUACAGGUGGACCCAGUACCUGUUUGUCAAGCUCUUCAAAGCAGGACUGGCCUAUCAGAAAGAGGCCGUGGUGAACUGGGACCCUGUGGACCAGACAGUGCUGGCUGAUGAGCAGGUGGAUGAAAACGGUCGCUCCUGGAGGUCUGGCGCUCUCGUGGAACAGAAGCUGCUCAGACAAUGGUUCAUCAAGACCACAAACUAUGCCAAGCCCCUCCUGGACGCCCUGUCAGACCUCCCAGAGUGGUACGGGGUCAAAGCCAUGCAAGCAAACUGGAUCGGAGACUGCACCGGCUGCUACUUUGACUUCAGCCUCAAGGUGAACAGUGAGGAGACGGGGGAGACCCUGGCAGCGCACACCUCCUCUCCAGAGGCUGUGUUUGGUGCAGCUUACCUGGCCAUCCUGCCCUCCCACAGACUGCUGCAUGGCACCAGCUCCGUCCGCUCCGCCCUGGAGAAACACUUCCAGCCCGGCAGAGACUCCCUCACCGAGGUCACCGCCCGCAACCUGCUCACCGGCCACGAGAUUCCCCUGGUCAUCUCACAGAAGGAGGCGUUCGACGGCCAUCUCGACACUGUGAUCGGUAUCCCGGACAGCAGUGAGCAGGACCUGUCUGUGGCGAGAGCUCUGGGGCUGAAGUGGACCACCGUGCUGAAAAGCCAGGAUGACGGCACACACACUCUGAUCAACUCUGAGGAGUUCACAGGCCUCAGCAGAGAGCAGGCGUUUCACUCCAUCACCCAGAAGGCCAGAGAGCAAAAAGUGGGCGGCCACCUCACCAGCUCCAAGCUCAGGGAUUGGUUGAUAUCAAGGCAGCGGUACUGGGGCACACCCAUCCCCGUGGUGCAUUGUGGGUCUUGCGGUCCAGUGGCAGUCCCUGAGGAGGAGCUCCCUGUCACCCUGCCGAAGCUGCCCUCCCUGACAGGAAAGGGGGCGUCUCCUCUGGAGGCUGCUCAUGACUGGGUCAGCUGCCGGUGUCCCAGAUGCAAAGGUCCAGCGAGGAGAGAGACUGACACCAUGGACACAUUUGUGGACUCAGCCUGGUAUUACUUUAGAUACACAGACCCUCAUAACCCAGACAGACCUUUCGAGCGCCCCUUAGCAGAUCACUGGCUGCCUGUGGAUGUUUACAUCGGAGGGAAGGAGCACGCUGUCAUGCACUUGUACUACGCCCGCUUCCUCUCCCACUUCUGCAGGGACCAGGGUCUUGUGGCUCACAGAGAGCCCUUUAGGAAGCUGCUGGUCCAGGGUCUGAUCAAGGGCCAGACUUUCAGACUGGCAGACAGCGGCCAGUACGUGAAGAGAGAAGACAUAGACUUCACAGGUGAGGAGCCGGUGCCGCUGGGAGGCGGGCGUCUCGAGGUGACAUGGGAGAAGAUGAGUAAGUCAAAACACAACGGACUCGACCCCCAGGAGGUGGUGCAGCAGUACGGCAUCGACACGGUCCGGCUCUACAUCCUUUACGCCGCGCCGCCUGAACAGGACAUCCUGUGGAAUGCCAAGACGGACGCCCUCCCCGGGGUGCUGCGAUGGCAGUCUCGCCUGUGGCAGCUGGUGACCAAGCUGAGAGGGGCUCGGCAGCUUGGAGACGUCCCCAACCCCUCCCUGCUCAAGAAAAAAGAGCAGACAGAGGCCCGCAAGAUCUGGGACAACAAGAACUACGCCAUCGAACAGGUCACAGCUCACUUCACAGGGGACUUCCUUUUUAACGCAGCCAUUUCUCGUCUUAUGGGACUUACCAAUACACUGACUAGUGCAACAGUCAGGGUGGUGCAGCACAGUGCAGAGUUUGAGGAAGCUCUGGCUACGCUGGUUUUGAUGACAGCACCCAUGGCCCCUCACCUCACUUCUGAACUUUGGGCAGGUCUUUGCCAGGUGAAAAACCCCCUCAGCCCCCUCCUCUCGCGGGGUGGAGAUGUCCUGCAGCAGCCUUGGCCAACCGUGGACCCAGAGUACCUUGAGGUCCCCGACUUUGUGGAGCUGGCCAUACGGAUCAACAACAAGGUGUGCGGGACUGUGACAGUGCCUCGGCAGAUGUCUCAAGACGCUGAGCAGGUACAGCGGCUGGUUCUGGAGAGCCAGCUUGGACAGGAGCUGCUGGGUGAGCGCAGCAUCAAGCGAGCCAUCCUCUCACCCAGGACUGCCCUCAUCAACUUCCUGAUAGAUGAGUGAUGCCAGUGGAGCCGGCGCAGUUUUUGUAGCUAUUGUAUGUUUGCCAAUUUCUGUCAGUGACCGAGCACAGAGGGAUAAACAAGGAGAUGUUGAUGUUUUUAUGUCACAAGUUCAAAUGGGAUGAAAGAGUGGAUGUCUGUUUGUAUAAAAUGCCAUCAAUGAAAUGUAAAUAUAAUAAAAUGAACAUUUUAUUUAUAUUUUUUGAUUGUCAUAAGUUUAAUUUUUGAAAUGAAACAUUAAGUAUCUACAUUUUUUUUAAUACAGAACAAACCUGUCUAUUGAGAUGUAGCGCCUGUCUCUUUUACAACAUCCUCCAUGUUACAGUCAAAUCCUCAAUGAUUGGAUGUAGGUCUGGAGAAUAUAUCGCUAUUUGAGUAUUGCAAUAGGAGACUUGACAUUGUCUUCUAACUGUUCUAUCAUUUGCCUCUACCUGCUUAGUCAUCACUGCUAAUGAUUGUUAAUCAACAGACUCUUGUGUGUAAAUAUCUUAUGAAAGUGCCUGUAACCUACAAUACCACCAUAGCCCCCAGCCCUGACUGGAUGUAAGCCCACACACUUGAGGUUCCAGUCAUCAUUCAGAUACAUCUGUUCUCCUGUAACACCACUUAAAGCAUCGUGCCAUGCUCGACAUUCAGACCCACAGCUUCACACCUCACUGUCUGACAUGCCUGCAUGCCCUGUGUCUCGACUGACUCGCUCAGCCGUGAUCCUGCCUUAUCAGUGUUUGCCGCCGCCUCUGUUUGUCCCUUUCAGCCGUCAAGCUCUUUUAAACACUAUACAUGGACUGCUGUGUGCUUACCCAACACAACGGGGCUGUUUCAAUACAACGUGAUGGUCUGCUUGGCCUCUCAGCUUGCUGUUGUUCUGGGUUCGUCGCCAUCAGAUCCUCUGUUGGAAGGCACUGAAGAGCCUAAUGUGUUUGGUAGGGACUUAUUAACUCACCAGCACAUCAUCAUUGUUCUCCAUCUCUGUUCUGUUUUGUGUAAUCCAGCUGCAGUGCUGUGCCUCACCGCUGCCAGUACCUAUUCAUUAGCUUAAUGUCAGUGAACACACUGGCUGAAAACUCGAACUACAUGUGCGUACAAGUUGCCCCUCUCAAUUUUGGGCCAAAAUGAGUCAGCCAUUAGCAUUAUCAUGGAAGACCAUUAAUGCCAACAGCACUGGAAAGUAUCUUUGUAUACACCCACCGGCCUUUCUGUGAAAACUGAGUGAGUAAGCAGCAGUUUAUCUGAUACACACCCGUGAUAGUCCUUCAUGAUUUGCAGUGUCUCUUAACACAGCUGUUCUAGCAGUGUCUACUGUGUUGUACAGUGUCACUUCACUGUGAAUGAUUAAUGCAGAUUGUAAUCUCUUUGAAGCUAAUACAGGAGGAUAUGCGUUACGGCCUGAAAAGAAGUAUCAGUUCAGUGGGUGUGCCAGCUUCCCCAUGAGAAAAUGCUUUCAUACUUCAUGAUCAGGUUGUGACUACUAAAAUAAUGCGGGAUCACGUAUGAAUAAUGCAGGGCUUGAAUUGGUUUCGACACUGAAAUCAAGAAAAAUGUGGAGGCGCCAGGGAAAGGAAGCCUUCCUUGCUGAACCCCCUAAUCUUUUUUCCAUAUUUCUAUGCUCUAUCUAUGACCAUCAGGUGACAGGAAAUAGGUCAGAGGAGAGACAGAAUAACAGGAAGAGAAACCACGAAUAAUGCGAGGGGGCAAAGAGCCAUGGCUCUGUUAACUAUGUGCUCUAUUGUCUCCCUCCUUUGUGAUGGUUUUAUGAAAGUAUAACCUGAAAGAGCAAACAGACACUCUUUCUACAUCCACUAGUCACUGCUACCUCUCAAAGAGGAAAAUGUGUUUGUGAGCUCUCGAGAGGGAUACAGACACAUUUUUUUAAAUCUUGUAUCAACUAAUCUCUGUUGUGUGUGACAUGUUUUGUUUCACACUCUUAGGCCACUGCGUGAAACAGAAAAGAUUCAUGGGAGGUGGUUGUGAACACCUGAUCCCAUUCACUUUGUGUUACUGCUGCAGAUUUUUUUCUCACCUCCCUUUUCACUUUCUUUGCCAAACACAAUACCAAAUAAACGAGCCUGAACUUGAACUGACUUUAACAAUAUUUCUGAUGGUCUUUGAUCGCAGAAGUUGCUGUAUCAUGUAAAACAGGAGUGCUGUAGACCUUUUUUUUUUACAGGGGGUCAGACAUAACAAUGUUCUCCUGGCUAAUUUCACUUUAUUUUGGAAUAAAUAGCUCAGCUGUGGGUAUUAGAACAGCAAUGCUGGUAAAAUAAAGUCUGAUAUGUAAUGGUGCAUUUCCUGUACUAAUUAAUUUGGUCACGGAUAGCCCCUGAAGUCAUUUGACACUUUCGUCAGCUCUGCAGUUUCCAUGACGACUAGGAUUAUUGAAUAGGCAACAGUAUUCCUCUGUGACUCACUUUCCGUUCAGACCACAGCCUUCGUAGUCCCUACCCUGGAGAUGUACAGCAUGAAUUCACUUUGAUGAGUUUAAAAAUCACCCCUUUCCUCUUGAGAAACUCAUCUGGUGGAAACGAGGGUGGAGUACACAGCGCUGUCACAGUCGCCCUCCAUUGCACAAUGCAAGUCCCUGGACUGGUCCUCGUUUUCACAGGAGGACACAAUAAUGCCAGGCCUCAUUAUCAUGGAGACUGACCUCAAGACUGGCAAUUUGCUCAUCCAUGGAUAUAUUUUCUGUGAGGUCACUGAAAAAAGAUUUUCACUAGUCUUUUAAUUGUUUUGAGGAUUAAACUAAGCGCUUGGUAUUUAUGUGAAUGAACCACGCUUGCCAAAGUUAUUCAAUUGUUUACCUCUCCAUAGUAACAGGCAUCUAGGCUGAUGGAUGCUGGAGAGCCUACAGCCCUGAGUAAGUGUAUAAGCCUAUGGUUUCUACAAAUCCACUCACAAGCGUGUAAUACAUUUUGAUGUAAAGGGUUGUAUGUAAAUAUUUGUAUGCAUGUAUGGUACUUAAAAUACUUUGUGUUGUGCACAAUACUAUGUACAAAAUUAUUAGUGACAAUGUGCUGACAUUUUCAAGGCAGGGAAAUAAAAGAUAAAUGUAUCA
This is a messenger RNA of Myripristis murdjan (pinecone soldierfish), 5964 nucleotides long. It is a transcript of the gene lars2, whose product is annotated as leucyl-tRNA synthetase 2, mitochondrial. The coding region runs from base 199 to 2913 and encodes 904 amino acids. The transcript is spliced from 21 exons. Gene Ontology annotation, molecular function: ATP binding; leucine-tRNA ligase activity; aminoacyl-tRNA deacylase activity. The record is from RefSeq and is a predicted model, not a curated record. NCBI's taxonomy places the organism in Eukaryota, Metazoa, Chordata, Actinopteri, Holocentriformes, Holocentridae. Gene Ontology annotation, cellular component: mitochondrion. Gene Ontology annotation, biological process: mitochondrial translation; leucyl-tRNA aminoacylation.